This is a messenger RNA of Mesocestoides corti, 525 nucleotides long. NCBI's taxonomy places the organism in Eukaryota, Metazoa, Platyhelminthes, Cestoda, Cyclophyllidea, Mesocestoididae. The record is from the annotation of a GenBank genome assembly.
AUGGGUUUAGUUCAACUCAUUGGUCCACAGAUGUUUCUUGAUCGGCAUCGGUCCUCGCGUUAUCGUCGCGGCAGGAGUCGCUCGCCGUCCCCGCCCCUGGUUUUGGCAUCAGACAAUGAGAAGCUCCGUAAUCAGGACAUUGAUUUUAUUGAGACCUCGGGUUUCGUACAGACGUCAUUCCGUUCCUCCAGAAAGGGUAGCCAACUGCUCAAGCCGUCAGCUGAGACAGCCAGUGGAGAGGGGCUGAACGCGAUUCGCGCAUCGAGCAGCCAAUACGACGAGAUGACUCGCGAGCGCGCCCACGAGGCCGCCAUCUUCGGCACUGGACGCGCGCUGCCCCUCUCUCUGGGCACCCGGCCGAGCGACGAGACCGCGCAGAAGGUUGUGCCGACUACCCAGGUUGUCGACCAAGUCAUCCACCCACGGUUGAAGAAAGACAAGGAGGUCGCUUACAAGGAGUGGGCCGCGCGUUUGAACGACCUCGCAAACGCGCGUAGACAGUUACGGGAUCCUGUCUUGACAUAA